Molecule: messenger RNA, 8592 nt
Organism: Anopheles funestus (African malaria mosquito)
Lineage: Eukaryota; Metazoa; Arthropoda; Insecta; Diptera; Culicidae
Gene: ex
Product: protein expanded
Exons: 6
Coding region: 1809-6560 (1583 amino acids)
Biological process (GO): positive regulation of hippo signaling
Cellular component (GO): cytoskeleton; cytoplasmic side of apical plasma membrane
Source: RefSeq, a predicted model, not a curated record
GUGACGGGCGAGCAGUAAGUUGGUUCGGACCCCUUAACGAAAAUAUUUCCAGCGCGAACACUUUCAAUCCGCUGGAGAAACUCAACCGCAAAGGUUUUCCGCUGCGUGAGCUGAACGAGAGCGUCUGUUGCGUGCUAUAGUGCCGCCCGUACGCCCGUGUGCGUAGAAGUGAACCAAACAAGGGUAAAGACGGUCGGUGAAACGUACGAGACACGAUAGUGAAGCAAAAAAAAAAGAAAAAGCGUACCACGUGCAAGUGAGAUUUACGAAUGAAUGCAAUUAGGAAAUAAUAUUUCGCUCACUACCGUGAACAAUAACGACCACAAGCAACGUUGUGUUUUUGUUUAUUUGUGGUGCUUAAAAUUACGCUCAAUUGUUCACCUUGCCUAAGUGCGUUACUGUGCUGUGGUGCCGUGACCAGGAAACGCAAAUACGCAACAAAUGAAGCGAAACUCAAUUCAGCAACAGUAGCAGAAUAAGUGAAACAGUUGUGUUAAGUUAAUGUGAUUUCUUCUAUUUGAAUGUGCAACAAAAACGCAUCGACGAAACAAAACAGGAAGAAAAGAAAAACCGAAACAACCCAAAACAACAUACAACACAUCAGAAAGUGAAGGAACGACCUUAGAAGAUAUAGGCGUACAGCAAACCAGGUACAACAAAACGGUUCACCAGCCUUUUACUAUACCACAUGCUGUGCGUUAAUUGUUAUAACAUUCCUGACGUUUUCAAACGCGUGUACGUGUAUUGUGUUCGCGUGCGUGUGUGCGUGCGCGUGCGCCAUUUGCUUGUGUAAAAAGGGCUCUGGUUUUGGUUGUCCAACCCCUUUGGUGCAUUCUUUCUAAGCGCAAAGCGAAAAGAAAAACAACAACAGUCUGAAGCUGCAGCAAGUGCAUCUACAGCUCGAUCGCGAUCGCGUAUAUGUGUGUGCGUGUGUAUGUGUGUAUGUAAAGAAGCAGAUGAGAGUAGAAAGGUAGCAGCAGCAUCAGCCGCAACAGUACCAACAAGAUUGGGUAAAAGAUUUGGUUCCGUCUCCCAUCUGGUCCCAAACCGCGGUCUAAUGUGUUUGUGUAUUGUGCCGUACGAAAAAAACGAGGGAAAAGAAACAAGUGAAAUAGAAUCAAGAAACAACCGGCUGGAAGCGGUUGUGCAAGAAAACAGAGCGCAACAAAUCCAACCCCCUGCAUGCGUGUGCGAAUGUGUCUGAAGAAGUAAAGGAGUCCCAAAAAAAAGAAGCAAAAAAAAACAACAACCCACUAUCAAUCGAAACGAAACGGGGCAGAAGAAUUUAGAAAAUUUAAAAUUCGUAUACUAUAUUGCGUGAUUGUUUUUCCAUUGCUUUUGCUAACGGUUGACCAGGUGGUGACCGGUACGGGUUGUGUGGAAAAAGGGGUUGUGAAGCUAUCCAACAGUGCAACAAGUGGCCGUAUCGUGGCAGUGUGUCAUAAUAUUGUAAUCGGAUAUUCCGAUCCACAAUAAGUGAAGCAAUAUCCCAGGCCUGUUUGAGCGGUGCUAGUGGAAGAAAAGCUGUGUGAUUUGUGCGUCAUUUUGUGACGUUAGGUGUUAGGUGUAAUUUUUCCCUUAAACUUAAAGGCAACACUGUACGGUGGGAAGAACAGCAAAACAGUUUCACGCUGUUGUUGUUUGGCCACAACUGUUGUAGGACACAACCGCAACAGGACGCAUCCUUCAAUCUGAUCGUCAUCCAAUAUACCGGAGUUGAAAUAGUUUUCCCCCUUCACGAGUGUUAUCUUUAUCCAGCAUCAAUGGAAAUAUUUCGUAAAGGUUACUGCAGAUGGUAACGAUGCAGCAUGCGAGCUUUUUGUACCGUCAGCGCACCCUUAGAGGUUUGCGCACCACCUUCCCGACCUCUGCCUCCGGGUACCAGAUUUCUAGCUUUAAAAUUAUUGGGAACACCGCAGCCACGCACACUCUACUUCCUAGUCGAAGCAAAAAGUCGCGUACGCGAAGUAUACGCACAAACAUGCCAUCACUUCUCGAAGCAAGGCAUGCUGGACACGGAGCUGUUUGGGCUGGCCGUACUAAUAGAUGGCGAGUACCUGUUCGCCGAUCCCGAGAGCAAACUGUCCAAGUACGGACCAAAAAGCUGGCGUUCCUCGCACACUCAUGGCCUGGACGCCAACGGGAAACCUCUCCUGGAGCUACACUUUCGCGUGCAGUUCUACAUCGAGAGUCCACUCAUGCUGCGAGAUGAAGUCUCCCGGCACAACUACUAUCUGCAGCUGAAGUACAACGCGGUCAACCGGGACCUGCCGAAGGAAUGCUCCGAGCAGAGUCUGCUGCUGCUCGGUGGGCUCUCCUUGCAGGCGGAUCUCGGUGACACCGUGCCAGAGGAUGCAGCAACUUCAAUACCCGCCGCACCAUCAGUGAAAUCGGUCUCCACGUCCAUUGUACCGGGACAGCCUUCCACCGCUAGUACCGGUCCCAAUGUGGGUGUUGUUAAUGUACGUGCGAUUAACACCGGUAGCAUUGCUGGCAGUAGUAACAGCACAAGCAGCAGCAGUAAUAGCAGUACCACCAGCAACAGCAGUGCCACGAGCAACAAUUCCUGUACCACGUCAGCCUCUUCUCCAAACCCAUCGGGUGGUUCUUCAUCAGCAUCGUCAACGUCGACCGCACCGUCAUCUACCGUCGUUGCGACCGGAUCUCUGUUGCUUGCUUCCGUCGUUGGUCAAACCUCCACAGUGAACGAAGGUGAAAGUGCCACUAGUAGCGGUAACAGUGGUAGUGCCUCUUCUUCGACGGAAUACUUCCGCCCGGAUGAAUACCUCAAUCCAGCACUACGAUCAGCCUGGGGCAUCUCGGCCGUCACCACGUGUCACCGAGAGAAUCGUGGCCUUUCACGGGCCGAUGCCGAAACGCACUACAUCCGUGAGGCUUGCAAUCUGAACGAAGCCAUCAAUGCGCACAUCUUCCGCAUGAAGCAGUCCAAGAACGAAACCGGCCUCGGUACGGUGUCGCUCAGCAUCUACGCCAAGGGUAUCCGAAUUGCGACGGAUGGCAGCUCCACAGCGACCACCUUCCACUGGCCGCACAUCGGCAAGCUUAGCUUCGAUCGGAAAAAGUUCGAGAUCCGGUCGGGCGACAGUAAGAUUACGCUCUACUCUACCAACGAUGAUAAGAACAAGAUGAUACUGGCACUUUGCCGCGAAACGCAUCAAUUCUCGAUGAAGAUCGCGCCGCGUCUAACGGAGGCGAUAAAGCGCGAGGAGGAGGAAAGCAGCUGCAUCCACGGCUAUCCGUAUUUGUACUCGCGUGCCUUGAACCUGCCGUACAAGAGCAAAAGCGAUCAGCGCAUCUCGGUGAUCUCGAGUACCAGCUCCAACACGACCUCGGGCAUCGUGAGUGACCGCGUCCAUUCGGAGGAUGAAUUGGAGAUCAUGAUCAACACGCCGCCGACGGCUACGCUCGCGGCACCAUCUACGGAAAGUCUCGCUCUAGCACAUCUGCUCGACUGUCCGAGUGUGUCCCGCCAAACAUCUUCCGUUGGGCAGGUAUCCUUGAAGGAUCUGGAGGGUACGUUUGCGGCCCUUUCGGCCGGACGAACGGCUAACCUGAAUGCUUCCAAUUCUGUCAUCACGAGCAAUAGCAACAGCGCGAGCAGCGACAAUGGUAGCCUAGAAGGAAAACCGGACCGUCCCGGUAAGGAGUGUGAUUCGUCACCUUCCUCGCAGCACAACAUCGGUUCGCAGUGCUCAUCAACCUGCAGCACGGUAGUGGUCGCAACGGAUUGUCUCAGCCUACCGCAAAGUUCGACUGCUACCAGCACCACAACGCUUAGCAAUGGUGGCGGAGGAACGAUCGUACAAUCGUCGGUUAGUCCCGAUCGCCGGCAAACGUCCACCUGCAGCAGCUUGGUGUUGGGCUUUAGUCACACGGCACAGAACAGUACGCUGAGUGUGGCUACCAGCACCUGUCUGGAUCAUGACAUCAACGAGGAGGAGGAAGAAACGCACUCGGGUGUGUACACGAUCGCACACGUUCCACCGACCGAAACGAGCGGUGUAUAUACGAUGAACAGCAGCGAACUUACCGGACAGUCGUCGGAGAUUGCAGAGUCCGAAUCGCACGAAAGCUCACACUACGGUAGCUUCCAUCCGUGCCGGAGCGAGAUGGCGGAUCCGCUAGAACCGGUCGAUUCGGUCGAUGGUGAUUACCACCGGCCGCGGCUUGACAGCGGACUGAACAGCGAGUUCCGGAUGCGCUCGGACUCGAACGUUAGUGCGGCGGGAUCGUUCCGCGGUGAUGGUAGCGACCCAACGGACAACAAGCAUUCACUGCUGAGUGCCGAGGAGUUGACCGAUUUGAUCGUGGGCCGUGGAACGUAUCCUUCGCGCAAAACCGUCAGCCACACGCUUGAUUCGGACUGCGACUACGUGACGUUGCCACUACCGCUCGAGGGUGAAAGUUACCUGCAAGGCAGCGAGGACACAGCUCCGACUGAGGAUGAGUACGACGACGAAGUGUUACCGCCGGCACCGCCCAAACGGAUCGACAGUAAUAUGGCGGCUUCGGUCGUUCCGUCGCGCCCAUCUCAGCUCCUGCAGCAGGUGGAACCGGCCUCUGGUGCACCACCACCACCUCCACCAUACAAUGCACAUCACGAAACGACAGGACUCCGUGGGCCAGACAUUCGGGCACACAACGCACCGGAUCCGGAAGCUCCAGCGAUCCCAUUGCGUGACCCACCGCCUUAUCCACAGAAACCGAUUGCGAUGCGCAAAAGUCCGGUAAUGCCACCGAACCUGCCCGUCACACCCGUACUAACGGCCGCCCCAGUUUCGGAGGAAGUGCCGGCAAGAUUUAUCACUACACGGCCCCAAAUUAACAUUCUCAAGGCGCAUGCCAGCGUUGUUGGGGAAACCCCCAAACCCAGCUAUGCCGCACCGACCGUGAACAAUAUUGGCAAUCUCUCACAGGCAACACCACCGCCACCGCCACCACCGGUACCGUCGAGUGCGGUCGGUAUUCCCGCGUACAACUUGCAUCCUAAUCACAAAGCCAUAACCUCGCCACCACCGCCGUAUCCGGAGAUGCCGAAACCGCCACAACAUCGUACGACCGCCUGUGUACUGCUGCCCGUCAUCAAACCCCGCCAGUACCAUCCACCACCUCCACCAACAAUCCCAAGACAACCGCCACCGCCUCCCCCACCCCACUCACUUGCCACGGUGUACACGAGCCAGCUGGCACGGUCGCAGAUUGAGCUGUACCAGCAGCAGCUGUACAGUGAUGUCGACUAUGUGAUCUACCCGAUACAGGAUCCGGCGAUCAGCCAGCAGGAGUACUUGGACGCGAAGCAGGGUUCCAUCCUGGCAGCCAUGGCACAGAGUCCACCGCCACCACCCUACCUCGCUUAUCACACCGUACGGGCACACAAUCGUAGCUGGGAUGCGUGCAAAAACCAUGCCAUUUAUCGCAGCACACCCUACCUGUCGAUGGCACUCUCGUCCAACUCCAGGUACGCCUCGACACAGAACCUUUCCGACACGUACGUCCAGCUGCCGGGUGCAUACUCCCCACUGUACAGCCCAUCGGUGGCAAGUCUCUGCUCCUCGUACGAACCGCCUCCACCACCACCGCUACGUCCACGGCCGAUGGUAUCGUCUAAGGCGACCGCUUCCUCCAUGCAUUCGAAUGCCGGUGGUGGACAUAUGUCGAUGGCUUCCUCCGGUCCAUCGCCUGCCCUAUUUGCCCGAUCCCGCUCGGACGAUAAUAUCCUCAACUCGGUUGAAAGCACACCGAAGAUUCGGCGCCAUCCACCACCACCGCCUCCACCGCCAUAUGAAAGCAAGAAAGCCAUCCGUAAGCCACCGCUGCCGCUUCCGACACCGCCAUCACCGAUGGAGAAGCUCAUCCCGAAACCACCACUUGCCAUCCCAUCACCUUCGCAGCAACCACCCGUUGCGUUCAAUCCCGAACGACCCCCGGAAGUACCAGCCAAACCAACGCCACCAAAACCGAGCGGUCCAAGCGCUAAGUUGCAGGCCCAAAUCAAGAAGCAAUAUCCGAACUUUGAUCUGAGUACGGUAGCUGCGGUGACGGACCAAUCUCCGAACGAUCAUACCUCGAUCGACAUUAAAACGCUGCGAGAAAAGAGCAAAAAUCUCGAUCUACCCCUUAUAUCGGCGCUCAUGCACGACAGCUCAUUGCUACGACAGACGCGUGCGUUCGUUCUACCGAAGCACCCGAAAACGAAUGGUUCGCUUGGUUUGCAGAAAGGUGCCGGUGGUACCGGUACGGUGACGGGUACUCCUACAAUUAACGGCGAACCACCGAACAGUAAUGGUGGAUCACCACCCGGUACUAACCCCUCGUCUAAAUCCAAGUAUCCUGUGUCCGGAUUGUCGACAACACAGCUGGCCAAACCCCGCAAAACAUCUGCCAGCCAUCGACAUCCGAAUGACAAGCUACCACCGCUGCCGGGUCAAACGGGUCCAGGACAGACAGGUCCAACGGCUGAGGGUAAUAACUACGUCAUGGAUCCCACACCGACACCGAUCAAACAGAAAAGCUUCAGCUCCUCCCAACCCAGUGCCUAAUGAGGAAUGCGACUUUGGACAUUUGAACUAUUCGCGGGUGACUUUCGUUUUCCCACCGACAACCAUGUCUUUUCAAUUCUUAUCACUUCCCUUUACUUCUGCGGCAAACCUUCAUCCCAUCAUUCAGUUUGCAGUAUUUUGUAGUAUUUAUAUUCAUUUGCAAUCGCUAUUUACCGACUAGUGACAGGGUCUGUCUGUCCGGUAUUUACAACGGCACUCUCUUCCACUGUACUGUAACGUGGAUGAAAAAGAGCUAGGCCGCUAGAGUUUGGUUGAUGUUGGAUGGGAAAGCAAAAAAAAAACGAAAGGAAAACUGGAAAACUAACUCGUAAUAAUAGGUGUGGGCGUGAAUGGUAUGUUCGGAAAAUUACUCAGGAUUAUUAAUCUCGUUUUCUUCGAUUAGUUCUUUUGUUUUUGUUUAUUCGCGCGUGAGCGUGUAAUGCGGCAAGCGAAUGGAACGCGCGCCCGUGUCGUACUUUGUUUUUAUAAAACUUUUAGCGGUAGUAUUUUAACUAUGUGUACUGUAAAUCGGAUAGAAGGAACCUUAUUAAAAAAGCAAACAAAUACGCACACACACACACACAACCAGAGAGAAACGAGAAUGAGAAGACACUCAUGCUUCUAUGGAAUAAGGUGUGCGGUAUGGUUUAUAAAUGUAGUUAGACAGGUGCCAAGGUUCGGAUCGAACGGAAUACGUUGCCAGGAAAUGGGUAGAAUAUCCAAAUAAUGUUACAUACGAACAGCGGACAGCAGGUACAUUUUGUGAAAGCGCAAACAGCAAACAGGCAGUCGCUUAAGUACUAAACAUUUAACGGAGAACAAGACUAAUUUAGAGCCUAGAGAAAAGCGGACUGAUCUUGCUAUCUAUCGGAUAUAAAAAGAAAAGAAAAGGAAGGAAAGAAAAGGAAGGAUAAGAGAAAAAACGAAUCGCAAAAACCGUGAUCAAAUUUACGCAGAAAGGAAAACGAAAAGAAAAAAAUUAAAAUCAUAUUUGCUUAUAUGUUUUUGCAAGUUUAUCGAUUUAAAAACAAGGGUUCUAAAUUAUCCGGGUCUCAUUAUUAUGUUUUUCUUAUAUAAAUGUUGUCCAAAAUAAUUCAUAACUUUUUGGCACUAGUUUAUGCAAAACCGUAAUCAAAAUUAGUACAUCGUUCGGUUUAGUUCUUUUCUGCUCAUAAAACGAAACUAAAAUUUAUUACAGAGCGCCAGAUGCUCGAAAGUUAUACAAUUAGAUAUUUAGGACAUCCUUUAUGUUUGUUGCUCAAAUAUGGUAUCGUAUGUUUGCCAUUCACAUUAAGGAAAGCAAAAUCAGUUUUACAGCAGUUAGAUUUUGGAAAAAAGCGGAAAAAGUAAAGAAAAACAAGCGUAUAAAUAGGUUCAAUUUUUUGUCUUUUUUUUUGGUUUUUGGUUUGUGGGAAAAUAAUCACAGUUGAUAAACUAUAAACCCGAACGAUGGGGAACGUGCGCCAGAGCAAAUGAAGCAGAAGCGUUGUUCGGUUCGAUCGUAUAAGAGAACUGUUAAGUGACUAGCGGUACUACUGAUAGGUUUUAAUAGCUAUUUAAUCGUUUUUUUUUUUUGCAACACCUAGGUUUGGGAACGUUCCCAGGGCCCCGGGGUGGUGCGUUUAGGUUUAGGCAAGCAAACGGGCAACUCUCUCUUACCGGUUCGGUUAGCUUCUUCAUCCAUUCCUAAAAGGCAGGUUUUGUUUAUAGGGCGUUAGCUAGUUACUUUAUGUGUUAGGGAUGUUCGGAUAUUGAGAUUGUGAAAUGUAUAUGUAGAUGAUGCACCAUCUAAAACACACACAAAAAUGCACAAUUUUGCAGCGAAAAAAACGAUCGCGAAACAAGAUCGAUUGUGUGUGUGGGUUCGUUUUGCGGUGUAAGAGGGUAGGCUUUUGUUUUAAUGUCAAACUAUUUGUUUGUUUUUUUAUUAACAAACAUCCAUUUAUAAUAUUAAUUAUUAAUAAUAUUUUUAUGUUUAGAUAGGCAACCAGCAAAUGAAAAUAAAAUCUAGAGAUCUAAUGAAACAAUACAA